GGUGGUGGCGGGUGGAGGAUCGAGCGCUGUUCUCGCUCCGGAGCCGCUGCACAGUUCGGUUCACGACUUUUUAUUGCUGAGUGGUUCUACACGGUAUUGAUUUACCACAAUUUGUUGACCAUUUCACCUAUUUAUGGAUAUCUGGAUUGUUUCCGGUUUGGGGCUGUUAUUAAUAAAGCUGCUGUGAACAUUCAUUCAUGAGUUUUUGUGUGAACAUAUGUUUUUGUUUCUCUUGGGUGAAUAGCUAGAGCUGGAUUCGUUGGGUUGUACGGAAUUUUCUGCAGCUUAUCAACUGUGUGAGUUAAAGCUAAAUCACAUUCAUAAUUCCGCUGAACCAGGCACACGAAAACUGCCGUAUAUGUCACAGUAUACUGAAAAAGAGCCAGCAGCAAUGGAUCAAGAAUCCAGCAAGGCUGCCUGGCCCAAACCAGCAGGAGGAUAUCAGACAAUCACAGGCAGGAGAUAUGGAAGAAGACACGCGUAUGUCAGUUUUAAACCAUGUAUGACCAGGCAUGAAAGAAGCUUAGGUCGGGCUGGUGAUGACUAUGAAGUGUUGGAACUAGAUGAUGUUCCAAAGGAAAAUUCCUCAGGUUCCAGUCCAUUGGAUCAAGUUCAUUCUUCAUUACCCAACAACCUUUUAUUUGAAAAAAAUGAAACAGAAAUUCCCAUUUGUGAUACAGCAUUGAAUCAAACCAUUGAGAGCAAUCCAUCCUUUGCUGCAGUACAUCGUAGCGAGGAAGGCAGGGAGGCCUUAGGAAGCUGUACGAAUCUUCAUAAUCACUCUGAGGGAGAGUAUGCUCCAGGAGCUUGUAAUGCUUCAAGUGUACAAAAUGGAAUUGCAUUGGUUCGUACUGACUCUUAUGAUCCAGAUGGCAGAUAUGGAGAGGAUAAUGAACAUCUUCAGCUUCCUGCAGAAGUUGUAGAAGGUGGUAGAUAUCAGGAAGCAUUGGGAAAUACAAUAUUUGAGUUGGAAAAUGGAGAGGUAGAGGCAUAUACUGGUCUUUCACCACCAGUUCCCUCUUUUAACUAUGAAAUAAGAGAUGGAUUUGAAGAGUUAGACUCAGCACCUUUAGUGAAAAGUUCUGGUGAUACUGAGUUUGUCAAUCAGAACAAUCAGGAAUUUCAGAGGUCCUCUUCUGAAGAUGAAAUUGCUAGAAAGAAACAACAAAAUAAUCCUAGCCAGGAGAGACAGAGAGAAAAUUCAACUGAAGAUUCAGCCUGUGCUCCAGGGCAUAUUUGUAGUGAACAAAAUACCAGUGAUAGGGACGGCAACCAGGGAAGUUCUCCUGAACAGGUAGUGAGGCCCAAAGUUAGAAAACUGAUAAGUUCAAGCCAGGUGGACCAAGAAACAGGUUUUAAUAGGCAUGAGGCUAAGCAAAGAAGUGUUCAGAGGUGGAGGGAGGCUUUGGAAGUUGAGGAAAACGGCUCAGAUGACCUCUUAAUAAAAUGUGAUGACUACGAUGGAGAACAUGACUGUAUGUUCUUGGAUCCACCUUACUCAAGGGUUACACAGAGGGAAACAGAAAAUAACCAAAUAACAUCAGAAAGUGGAGCCACAGCAGGAAGACAAGAAGUUGUGGAUAACGCCUUUUGGAAUGGCUGUGGAGAUUAUUACCAACUGUAUGACAAAGAUGAAGAUAGUUCAGAGUGCAGUGAUGGAGAAUGGUCUGCUUCUUUGCCUCAUCGAUUUUCUGGUACAGAAAAAGAUCAGUCCUCGAGUGAUGAAAGCUGGGAGACUCUGCCAGGAAAAGAUGAGAAUGAACCUGAACUACAAAGUGAUAGCAGUGGUCCUGAAGAAGAAAACCAAGAAUUGUCUCUUCAGGAAGGAGAACAAACAUCCUUGGAAGAGGGAGAAAUUCCUUGGUUACAGUACAAUGAAGUCAAUGAAAGCAGCAGUGAUGAGGGAAAUGAGCCUGCCAAUGAGUUUGCACAGCCGGAAGCUUUCAUGUUGGAUGGUAACAAUAACCUUGAGGAUGACUCCAGUGUGAGUGAAGACUUAGAUGUGGACUGGAGCCUGUUUGAUGGCUUCGCGGAUGGACUAGGAGUUGCUGAAGCUAUUUCGUAUGUGGAUCCUCAGUUCCUCACCUACAUGGCCCUAGAAGAACGCUUAGCCCAGGCUAUGGAGACUGCCCUGGCACAUUUAGAGUCUCUUGCAGUGGAUGUUGAGGUGGCCAAUCCACCAGCCAGUAAGGAGAGUAUUGAUGGUCUUCCAGAAACCCUUGUUCUUGAAGAUCACACUGCUAUUGGUCAGGAGCAAUGCUGUCCAAUCUGUUGCAGUGAGUAUAUUAAGGAUGAUAUAGCGACCGAGUUACCCUGUCACCAUUUCUUUCACAAACCUUGUGUCUCAAUUUGGCUACAGAAGUCGGGAACAUGCCCUGUGUGCCGCCGUCAUUUUCCACCUGCAGUUAUUGAAGCAUCUGCAGCUGCUUCCUCCGAGCCUGAUCAUGAUGCCCCACCCUCAAAUGACAGUACCGCAGAAGCUCCUUAAACCUCAACACUUGAAUAAGAUCAGUCUGUCAAUCUGCAGAUUCCUUCUAAAUCUGAUGUGCAAAUAAUUAUAUAUAAAUAUAUUAAAAAUGCCAUAUAUAGCCUAUGCCAUAGUUUAGAAAGAGAAUAUUAACCUUUCUAAACUAAAUUUAGGUUUGCAAAAAGUACUAAACAUUUUCGAGCUGAAUGUUGGCAGCAGUGCAUCCAUUUGCUUUAGUUGAAUAUGUUGAUAUUAAUUAUAAAGUCAAGCUUAUCAAUUAACUCUCUCCAGAAGAAAUAAUCAUGUAUGUGGCACACAUUAUUGGUUUUGUCUGAAGUACUGCCACUAAGUGAUUAUAAUUAAGCUCUCCUGUUUGCAUCAAAUGUGAAAACUAUGAUCACAACAGUAGUAAAAUUUGGUUUCAUUGGAAAUAAAAAGAAUUCCAAAGCAUGCUUUUUCAUUGGUCCCUUUGCUUUUGCUACAUCAAAACCUCUUGGUUCAUAAUACUGAGUGGUUUUUUAGGAAGGUAUCUACCCUUCAUCUUUGUUUAAAAUUAACACUUUUUAGAAUGCCAAAGCAAAGGCUAAAAUUCUGGCUAGAGCAUCACAAAAUUUUUAAGUCUUAAAUGUAAUCUAAGAUGGCUAGGUAGUAAAUUAUUUUUUUUUAAUGGUGGGUGUGCUUAAAGUGUGGUUAGUAAAGCAUAUAAAUGCUGUGCUGUGGCUGGUCUUGCGGUCGGGUUAGUAAAGCAUGUGAACAACCAGUGUGCUCAGUGCUUGGUACAAGGAGAUGAGUUAGAUGGCCUUAUGAAAUCCUUUCUACUUGGUUAAAAUUAUACUUGAAGGUUCAAAACACUCAUGGCACAUUUGUUUAAUAAAUAUUUCAUAUAGUUAGUUUAAGGUAAUUUUGGUUCUGAAAUAUUUUGGAAAGUCCAAAAACAUGCAUAAAGUGUUUAAACAGUUAUUUGAAUUCCAAAAAAGAAUCUGAACCCUUAGAAAACUUGAAGAUUAAAUUGUACUAACUUGUAUAAAGCUUAAAAAUGGUGGAAUAUAGGCCAGAUUUGGUCAUACCUUUUUACAACAUAUCUAAACCUUACUGUAUUAUAAUUUAUUCCUUUAAAGUAUUCCUGAACAGGGAUUAUUCAUAUUACAUUAUCAGCAUUUGUUUCUUUACACUAAUUUAUUUUGGCAAAAUUAUUUACCUGGAACUAAAAUAAAAAUAGAUAGUUUCAAAUUAAGCCAUGGGUGAAAAGGGAAUAGAUUAUAUGAUUGCCUAGUGAUUGUGUGAACAGCACUGAACAUGUAACACGAUUCCUUUCUUAUUUUCCUUUCUCUGAAAGAGAAAAGAAGAUCCUGACUUCAGAUUUACCCUCUAAAAGAGCUAUUCACAAGCUUCUACAAAAGUGAGGAAGUCAGCUUUGCUUAUUCUUUUUUAUGGGAAUUUGACCCACAGUGUCAUAUUUGUAGUUAUAUAAGCCAAAACUAAGAUUGCAUAGCUUUCCGUUUAGGUAAUCACACCCAGUAGGCAAGUAUGUACAAACACGGAUGUAAUAUUUAACUUACAGAUGUGAUUUGAUGUCAACACCAGAGAAUAAUGGGUGUUAGAAUACCUUAUUUGAGCAAGUAAAAUAGUAAAGCACAUAGUGAGUGUUCAUCUCUCCAAGUAGUAUGUUGAUAAUUCGGGUUGGACACGUAAAAGAAAUAUUUAUAUGGUUUCCCAAAUGCGAAAUUACGUUUUAUUUGUGUAAUUUCUCUGAGUAUUUAUAUUUCAUCCCUUUUCUCCAUUCUUAAAAAUAAAUGAAUUUUCACUCUUGGCACAUUUGAAGCUUAAAUAUAAGGAACAUAACACUUGCAUUCUGAUUUUUGCAUAUAGUGUAAAUGUCUGGUAUUUACAGCAGAAUACUGUGUAUCCUUUUAUGGGUAAAACAAAACUGAACAUUGCAUGCAUGUAAUGUGGUGACUUUGUAAUUUAGGGAUUCUUUGGGGCUUCUGUGACUUUGGAAAUGCUUACAUUCAGGCCUUAAUGUUGCAUUAGCUAGCAUGUUUUUCUUCUGAUGUAUAUAGUCACUGUUGUAUAAACUAAUCUUUGCUUGUUUUCUACUCUGUGAUCUUUCCAUCUUUUCAUUGAUGAACAGUCAGUUUCCAGGAGUCAAAUCAGAUUAAAAUUAAUUCUCAUGUGUAUAUUGUGGAAAUUUGUGGCUAGUGUGAUUUUUUUUUUUUUCUGGUUUCUGGAACUUUGUGGCUAAUGUGAUUUUUGUUGUUGUUGUUGAUUUCCUUUAAGUAGUGUUGAUCAGUUGUGACACUUACUGGUUAAAUCGACACUGCUACAGAUUUCUCUGUAAUAAGCCACACAUUAUAUUUAGGCAGUAUUAAGGGACCUUGGUUUUCUUAUCCUAGAUAGCAGCUGUCCCAAAGAAAAUAUUUCUUCUUUGCCUGUUAAGAUUUAGCUAUUAUCUGCCAGUUGUUAAGAGGUUUUGGUUCCAAACUCAACCAGCAGUGUUGAGAGCUAAGCUUAAGAAAGCUGUUGUACUUUUUGCUCUCCAUCUGUUUCUGUUCUUCAUUCCUGGCUCCCUACUCUGAACAGCUGCUAUGAAAGAGAAAAGUUGAAUAAGAGUUGUCUUAAAAUUUUUUUAAAAAAGAAAAUUGAGGUUUUAGGAUUUUCGUUGUAACAAGCUGAUAUAAGCUGAAGCUGACAAGUUCAGACACCAAAAUAUUGUUUGAUCACAUCUUGGAUCUUUUUGAAAAAGUUAAGAGUAUAUGAAGGUAAAUUAGAAAUAAGUAUAAAUAUUAAUAAAGACAUUGUUUCUCUUAUUUCUCUAUUAUAUGUUAAGUGACUUGACCUAAUAAUUUUAUUUUUUUUAAACAUUUUUUUCUUUCUUGUAAUAUGAAUGCUGAUAUUUAAAGGUGGAUCCAUGUGGUUUUCUUUUGUGUUUCUUAAUUGUUUGUCCUUAAGCUAACUAAUUCUUAAGAUUAUUUGUGAUCUGGAUUUAUAUAUAAGCUGUUAAAUAUAUAUGAACUGUUAAAAUGGAAUGCAAGUUUUUCAAAAGCCCAGGUCUAAAUGUAAUGAUUGGUUUUUUGUUCUACAACCCCAGUCCAUCAUUUUCUGUGUAAAUCAUAAAAAAUAAACAGGAUAUACUCAGUG
This is a messenger RNA of Diceros bicornis minor, 5605 nucleotides long. It is a transcript of the gene PJA2, whose product is annotated as praja ring finger ubiquitin ligase 2. NCBI's taxonomy places the organism in Eukaryota, Metazoa, Chordata, Mammalia, Perissodactyla, Rhinocerotidae. The transcript has 11 exons. The record is from RefSeq and is a predicted model, not a curated record. The coding region runs from base 359 to 2488 and encodes 709 amino acids.